GAAGCAGCCUGCAGCAUCCACACCUCCYGGUCCUGAGAGYGCCACUCGUACCGAGAGCAUCCAAAGAACUCAGUAAAGCCACCUGGAUUCCUGCGGCUGAAGCGUAAACUUCUCACAGCGUCUGUCUUUUGGAGKCAACCCCUGAUCUCAUUCGCAUCGCCGCAGGCCGUUUCCACCAGAGACUGAUAAAGAUGCCGCGGCAGCACUCACACUGCUUUCUGCUCCUUUUCCUUACGGCUUUCCUCAUCGGGACGGCUCUGUCUCUUCCAUCAACUUCCCACAGGCGCAGGGUGAGACGUCAGAAUAUGAAAGUCCGCAUCAGCGCCUCGGGAGACACCAUCGUGAUGAAGUUCCUGCAUCCUAACACCGACACCAAGCUUGAGGGCUACAUCCUGGGAUAUGGCAGCAGCAUGUUCUCCAAACAGUUCAUCCAGCUGCCUGAGAACGGACAGCCAUACGAGACUGAGUUUGAUGCUGAACCAAAGUACCUUGUAGCUGUCCAGCCAAUCCCAGCCAAUGAGGUGAAAAAGCAGUGCAAAGGUAAAGUGGAACUGCAAAAGCCUCUACAUUUGGUCAUCGGGUCUGUGACGCCCACCUCUGUCCUCCUCUCCUGGGGGAUGCUGCUGAAAACACCCUUUGAAGGGAAUGUCAUGAAUGACUGCUUAGAAGAUGGAUUAAAUGUAGCGCAGCUCCUUAACGAAAUACAUUCUUUUCUCCUCCUGAUUAWCAAUGUUCUGUGCUGUUUCUUUUUGUCCCUGUCAGCUUCUAAAAACAGGACRAGGACCAGAGUGUUCGCCUCCAGAAUCAAAACCUCACAAACAACUCCUGCUCCUACAACAGCUGCUAAACAGAAAAUUCUGCCAACACCUGGACCAAAACUACGUGUGAUCAACAAGCAGCCUAUCGUCACACACAAACCAGGAAGAGAGGAACUAUCCAGACCUGUCUUUACUCCUUUCCCAGAGGCUCCUAUGGCUCCAAACGGCCACCCCGAAGGACUAGGUGAAGUUACCAUAGCAUCUGUGCCAGUAUACCAAGGCAAACUGGAAUACCGCCAAGACCAUCCAAAAGAAAUCCCCCCUCCUGAACUUAAAACACAGACUGAACCAAACUCAAAGCACCUGCAGCUCCCACCCCAGCCAACAGCCAAACUUCUCCAGAUUACACCGAAACCACUUGAUGAAAGCAUGUCACAGCCACAUACAACAUCCCCGAGUGACUUCCAAACCAAACUAGAACCUCAAGUUACAAUUCAGCCUGUGCAACAGACUGACUUAAUUUCACAACCUAAUAAAGAACCAAAUUUCCAAUCAGUUCCUUGGACAACACCAAUGAUUCACUCUGAACCAAAGCCACAACCAUCAGUCAAGACCAAACCACAGAACGAGCAGCUAAUCCAACUGCAAACAAAGACCCAGACCAAACUGCAAGCGCAACUUCAAACAACCACUCUUCCCCUCCCGGUGACGCAUCACGAAACCACGCAGUCAGCGCCUCUGUACGUACAGCAUGAAGAACCGGCACCGACAGAGGUCCGUCCCGAACGUCCACCUCACACAGAUACUAAUUUGUUGUUUAAAAAUCCACAAACCCCAUCACCACACUCACCAAAGACGCCUCAGACACAAACUCAGUUAAUCCAACCAACGCAGAAGCCAAAGGCAAUACUUCACCAGUCCAAGGCCACCCCACAACAUCAGCCCAAGAACCUGGGAAAAAAGCAUCAGAAAACUACAAGAAAGCCCAGAAUUAAGAACCAACGUGGUGUGGCAAACCUUCAAUCACGCCCUCAGACACAGUUUCCAAAAAAGGAUCCAUUUCAACCCAAAGAUCUACCAAAGGAGCAUCAGCCAGGAUUUCAGAUUCGGCCUCAGACCAGGACCAAGACUGAUCACUCCAAGGGUUCGUCAAGGAAGACAAUUCAUAGGGCUCCUAGUCAUCCAGAAGAGGGCAAACCUCUGUCAGGACCCGGCCUGGCCACAGAGAAGGCUGGUAGUUACAAUCUUGGUUCUGGCUCCAGCCGAUCAUCCACUGCUGAAGUUCCCCAUUCUCCCAUUAGCUCAUCGGUUCCCACAGGAGGAAGAAAUGCCACUGUGACUCGCAACCGUGAUCCUUCUCAUUCCAGUARUCCUGGUGUCAGAUCAUUUUCUCCRUCCAAGACAGCCACCUCCUCUCACACUUCCAACACACCUGGCGCAGCCAAUGGGGCACAUCAUAGGGGCAAUGCUCUUCCUAAACCUGACGCAUGGUCAAGAGAAAAACCUGUUCAGAGACCCCCUGUUCCUGGCAACAAGAGACCAAACCUGGUGGGGAAAGCAAGUGAUCACGAUAAACCUAUGGAUCUGAAGCAAAGAGGCAAGGAGUCCACCUUAAAGUCAUUYCWGCCAGUCACACCGAAGCCGAAGCCCAAACACCAGCAGCAGCAGACGACCACAGUGGUCCCAGUAGUUAACAGCAGUCGUUAUGAUCUAAAUGAAAACUCCUCCAUAUUCAGCUCCAUGCCUGCAUCAGAGGUAGACAUCAUGGGCAAGAAGCGCUUCAUAGCWCCUCAUGUCAUCUACAAGACGGACAAGAAGCCAGAUGAGCCGUGCUCCAUCACCUCCUCAAUGGCUUAUUUCCCUGAUGAGGAAAGCAGCGAUGUGAACGUCACCGGUCCUCCUCGCACACCGCCAUCCAACCUCACCGUGGUUACUGUGGAGGGCUGCCCGUCCUUUGUCAUUCUGGACUGGGAGAAAUCUGAUAAUGAAACCAGAGAGUAUGAGGUGGUAUCAACAACCACCGGACCGAAUGGACAGGAAGUGUCCAUCCUGACGACCAAUCAGACUCACACAGCCGUUGAGAAUCUCACACCAGACAGCAGCUACGAAUUCACAGUUACACCAAAAAAUGAGCUUGGAGUUGGACCAUCUAGUGAUCCUGUCACUUUUAACACAGAAUCAGCCGAUCCACGCGUAAGCGAGCAGGCAUCAGGGAAAGAUGCCAUCUGGACUCAGUUCCCAUUUAAAUCCGAUGCCUACUCUGAAUGCAACGGGAAGCAGUACAUAAAAAGGACMUGGUACAGGAAGUUCGUGGGAAUCCAGCUCUGCAAYUCCUUGAGAUACAAGAUCUACUUGAGCGACUCCCUCAAUGGGAAGUUUUACAACAUCGGGGAUCAGACGGGRUAUGGAGAAGACCACUGUCAGUUUGUGGAUUCCUUCCUGGACGGUCGAACUGGAACCCAAAUGUUGGCUGACCAGCUACCAAGCAGGCAAGGGUUCUUCAGAGCGUUGAGACAGGAACCGGUCAGCUUUGGACAGAUCGGAGGAAAGUCUCAUGUGACGUACGUUGGCUGGUAUGAGUGUGGCACACCCAUACCUGGAAAGUGGUAAAACAACAAAAAUUCCCCCUAACUGCUUUGGAUGAUGACUUUAUCGGCUGUGAGAAGGAAGACCUCACCAGACUUAAACCCUAUCUUCUUGGACCGCAAUAUCUGUUUGAGUUUUUUCCCUCCAACCUUUCAGGUGUGAACUUUUAAAGGACUAUUUCACAUACGUAAAACCUAACUAGAUUUCUAUAUUUAUGGGAGAAAAAACAAAACAAAACAAAUCUCAYGAUGGAUGACAGAACCAAAAUAACAUACAGCAUUCAUAAAGAUACUGCUGGGAAGCUGGCUCUCACACAGUAUUAACUUGUGUAAUAAUAUUUAUCGAAGGGUUAUUAAUGAACAGUCUGUAUGCAGUCAAACGUUUUGAGAUGUUGAAGGAGAAAACACUUCUCUGUCGGAGAGCACGUACUGUGGUCAUAGGUGUACAGAAAAUACUGCUUUCACAGUACAUGUACAGUGCAAAUACAUAGACAUGCAGAACGGAGCUUCUGCAGCCACUAAGGGACUAAAAUCAGUUGCAGAUUGCACAAUGCUAAACUUCUGUUCAUAUAUGUAUAUGGUGUCAAAAAUUAUAUGCUUCUCCGCUUUAAUACAUUUCUGUGGGUUUCACAAAUCUUAACCUUUAAAUGUAGGGCAGCCAAAAGUUUAGAAGCAGCAUUUGAGAUUUUUUUCUGUUUUGUUUUAAAGGCAAGUACACAUCAAAUGUAUGUAUAUCUAAAACAUAUUUGUUUUUUAAAAUCAUUAUGCAAAAUGUAAAUAACUUGAUAUUGCUCAUAAUUUUCUUUCCUGAUUUUACUUUAUUGUGCAAUUUAUAAUUCCAGCAAUAAAUCUUGUUUUUAUACUUGG
This is a messenger RNA of Poecilia reticulata (guppy), 4210 nucleotides long. The record is from RefSeq and is a predicted model, not a curated record. NCBI's taxonomy places the organism in Eukaryota, Metazoa, Chordata, Actinopteri, Cyprinodontiformes, Poeciliidae.